GCCCUCGUCGCUUUCCGACGCACCCUUGCGACCGCCGCGAUACAAGUAUACCGAUCGAAAGAAUACCCAUUGCAUCGGGAUUCAUCGUCGCCCAUCGAUAUCGACCAUAACCCCUGCGCAUUCGAUGAAAACACGUCCGACAUCGUCCGCUGCUCGACCAAACCCUCUCCCAUCAUCCUUUAACCCAUAUAGACAUCAAGACUUGACCACUUACCCUCACACACACUAAUACACAUAUCCUCUUAUCUCCCUGCUUCCCUCUGCUAUUCUGUAGUUGUACCUACUAACCUAUUAACCCCGUUCCUCGUCUUCAUUGCGCCUAUCUGUUGCUUGUAGUAUAGUGUUCGCCAUGCCUUGAUUAUACAAUCGUGUGACGGAGCACAUCCUUUUGGUUUCUAGCCGGUUUCUUUCGGUCGGGGCAAUUGAGUUGGAUGAAGCUAGUCUGGCAUUGCAGUAAACUAGAGGAAAGAGACGUUUCGCUUGCUAUCCCCUGCCCAAGCUGUAUAUCUACUCCCUCCAACGCAUUGCCGUACAGUCUAGACCUGGGUCUAUCGCUCUCGUGACCGUGUCGCGUCGCGUCGCGUCUGUCGGGAUAUAUCUAUUUCGUGCUCCGACUGAUAUAACGCACGUUUGGCUCGAGCGUUCCUUUAUUCUAUACCUCCAAUCUCUGAAUACACCCAUUCUCUCCCAGGAAUAAGAAGAUUAUAAUGUGCACAGUGAUCCUUUCUGUUCUCUCCAAUAUCGCGCUCUAUAACCGACGCACGUUCAUCAGAGUGCUGCGAUUGAUGUCUCGGGAUUGACAGCACCAGGGACAGCAAUCCAAGAAGCUUUCGCUAUUAAUAUUCAUAUCCUGAUAAAUACUCACGACCUCUGAUGGUGGGAUGUUCGUCGAAGCCCUCUUCUCUCCGGCCUUCACUCUUUACGACAACUCUAUGAAGUUGAUGGUGAGACUGCUGACGGGCCUUGUGCCCUUUGCAGGAGUAGUUGCUUCAGCAGCGUCUGAUCCUAGGCCAAAUACUGCUCUGGGUCCGUCUGCGUUUACUGCACCCGGUGCCUUCCCAACGUCGGUGUUUUCGCAUUAUUACAACUCGCCCACUGCUACUUCGGCCCAGGUUCAACCCAUCAUAUCUGAUCCAGUCGAGCACAAAGUAUACUCUUUAUCUUUAACAAACCCUGAUACCAUUCCCAAGAAUGAUACCAAGGACCCACAUCCUCUUCCACCCAAAGCGUCUUCCUCGCUCCUUCUAGCACAUGCAAUCGACCAAGUCCUUUCCAUCGCGUCCAACCCAAUCUUCGGUUCUGACACGUGUGCGAAAUGUCAAGCUGCUCUCGAAGUCGGCAAAUUCCUCGCCAUGGCCGCACCUGACCAAGGACCCGCUCUAGCUGUAGCACUAUGCAAUCAUUUCAAGUUCAAUAGUGAUUGUGCGACAGAGUUCGGGUUGCUUGCUUUGGGGAGUGUCAUUACCCAGGUUGUGGCGAAUGCGGACGUUGGAGGGUUUGACGGGCAGAUGCUCUGUCAGAACUUUCUAGGUCUUUGUCCUCUUCCCCCGACCACCUCACUGAACUUGACUGGUUGGUUUGCGAAACUUAAACCCAGCCCUUUGCCAGCGCCCAAGAAACCGAGCGGGAAAAGGUUGAAAGUCCUGCAUGCCUCAGACCUGCAUAUUGAUCCUCGUUAUGCGACUGGCUCCGAAGCAAACUGUACCUCCGGUCUCUGCUGUCGCGAGAAUAACCAUAAUGCUCAGAGUCUUAACCAAACUGUGUUGGCCGCUCCGCGAUUUGGCUGGUUCCAAUGCGAUUCGCCGUAUUCGCUUGUACUUGCCGCGCUUCAGGCCAUCCCAGUACUUACCGGUACAGAACGUUCUGGAUUCGACUUUACAGUGUACACUGGAGAUCUGGUAUCGCACGAUUCUGAUAAUCAGCUUUCGAGGGACUACGUUAUGUAUACCGAGACGGUUAUCUACGAUUUGUUCAAGAGACUACUUGGUUCUGGUCCUGUGUAUGCUACAUUGGGAAAUCACGACAGUUACAACCAGGCUCAAGAUGCGCCCCAUACCCUUGGUGGAGCUCUGGCUGACCAAUUCAGCUGGAAUUAUGAUCACGUCGCGGCACUCUGGAAACAUGAGAACUGGCUCCCAGAGUCAGCUGUCCAACUCGCUCGGGCUCAUUACGCUGCUUACAUGGUCCAGAGGAAAGACGGACUGAGGAUUAUUUCAUUAAACACUGACAUGUGGUAUCGCGCGAACUACUUUAACUACAUCAACCUAUCCCAUCCUGAUACUUCAGGCAUGCUAAGGUUCUUGACAGACGAGUUGCAAGAGGCGGAGGAUGCAGGUGAACGAGCUUGGAUCAUCGGACAUGUGCUGAGCGGAUGGGACGGUACGAACCCGUUGUUGAACCCUACUGACUUGUUCUAUCAAAUUGUUGAUCGGUUCUCACCCCAUGUUAUCGCUGGUAUUUUCUGGGGACAUACUCACGAAGACCAGCUUUCCAUCUUCUACGCUAACAAUGCUACGACCAUCAAUGCUCAGACUGCUCAAUCCGUUGCUUGGAUUGGUCCGUCUAUUACGCCACUCAACAACUUGAAUUCUGGUUUCCGGUUGUAUGAGGUCGAUUCUUCAACAUUUGAAAUCCUCGAUGCCCACACAUGGAAGAGCGACGUCAAUGCCUUUGGUGCGCUUGAUUCCCAACUCCAAUUUGGACCUACAUACGUGUACGAGUACAGCACUCGCGCAGCGUACGGUGCCAAUGUCACCGGAUGGGGUCUGAAUGAUCCCCUGAAUGCAACUUGGUGGCAUCUCGUCACUGAACAAAUGGAAGCUAACCAUGACCUGGUCACCACCUUCAACACGUUCCAAGGCAAGACCUCCGCCCGCACCAAACCCUGCACAGGCGAUUGUGCGGUCGCCAAGAUUUGUUACAUUAGGAGUGGAAGUGCGAGUCUUGGGAGGCAGAACUGUCAGCAAGGGUUUGGCUCGGUCCAGAGCUAGAAUCAAUGUACAGUGUACACGUUGUGCUCUUGCUUCUCUGCUAAUUUUGAUGAGGAACAUGAGAUCAGUUCUCUUUC
This is a messenger RNA of Somion occarium, 3067 nucleotides long. The record is from the annotation of a GenBank genome assembly. NCBI's taxonomy places the organism in Eukaryota, Fungi, Basidiomycota, Agaricomycetes, Polyporales, Cerrenaceae.